AUGUACAACGAGUCUAUGGCCUACAACUCCAUGGGCCAUGCACCAAAGCAACGGAGGCCGCAGGCCGCGACGACGGGACAAAUCUUCAGCCUGUCUCUUUCCACCCCUGACUCAAACAAGAUUCGCGGCCCGUCACAGACGCCUGCCCACCCCACAUUGACUUCAGAGGUCAGCAGCAAGGCCACCAUCUUUGCCAUCGCUGCUGGGCUUCGUUCUGGCAACGGGAUGUGGGCGGUGGGGGCGAUCCGAUCUGGCAGGCAAAGCGCCACAGCCUCCUGCGAUGGGGUUGCUGCGCUCUAG
Verticillium dahliae VdLs.17 is the source of this 300-nucleotide messenger RNA. RefSeq lists its product as uncharacterized. The coding region runs from base 1 to 300 and encodes 99 amino acids. The record is from RefSeq and is a predicted model, not a curated record. NCBI's taxonomy places the organism in Eukaryota, Fungi, Ascomycota, Sordariomycetes, Glomerellales, Plectosphaerellaceae. The transcript has a single exon.